AUGCCAACAACCGAAUAUCGCGCGCAUGUCACGGGCGAUCCAGAGACGUGUGCGUGCAUAUUGCGCGAGUCGUGGCCGGACGCCGCCGCGUGGCCACGCGGGCAGACGCUGUCUUUCGGUACCGGCGCGUUUUGUGACUUUACGACGCUUCUGGCGACUCGCAGAGGGCACAUUCGGUGUCUGAAGUACGCCGUGGAGAAUGGCUGCGCUCUGCAUCCGAACCUAUUGCGCGAAGCCACGGAUGUGCCGACGCAGAUGCAGUGCUUCAAGUACGCGUUGGAACUCGGUCUGGAAGUGGACUACGACGCCGUGCAUACCGCGUGUCAGAAUACAAGUGUGACGAGAAUCACGCUCCUCAUCGAGGCCUACCAAGAGCAGACGAAACGAAGGAAGAGGAAACGAGAAGACGACGCGAAAAAUAUGAUUGUUGAGCGAGGAAGCGCGUUCAUAGGUGCGGUGUGCGCCAAUGCCGCGAGGGGACAGCCGGGCGAGGUAAUACAGUGUAUCGAUUUCCUCAGAGAGUGCGGUUGCGGUUGGAGUGAGACAGCCACUUGGAACGUAGCAAGAAAGGGCGUUGUCCGCGUGUUGAAACACUUGGUCGAGAAUGGCUGUCCUUGGGACGACGAAACACUGGCGUCGGCUGAAAAGAGCGGCGACGCCGAGACGAUUGCCUUCGCCAAGAGGCACGACAAAAAAGUCAAGCAAAGAAAGAGUCUUGAAACCAUGUUCAACGUCAUCGAAUCCCGCAAAGAACAAAUGACCGAACAAGAGUACAUCGACGCGUGCCGAGCCGCGAAAGAUCUCCACGAUUCGUUGUAA
This is a messenger RNA of Ostreococcus lucimarinus CCE9901, 819 nucleotides long. RefSeq lists its product with no specific name. The coding region runs from base 1 to 819 and encodes 272 amino acids. Lineage: Eukaryota; Viridiplantae; Chlorophyta; Mamiellophyceae; Mamiellales; Bathycoccaceae. The transcript has a single exon. The record is from RefSeq and is a predicted model, not a curated record.